GUCAGGGAGUGCGGGGCUGCUGGGAAGGUGCAGACGUGCCCUGUGGAAUGCAGUCCUGGAAAGAAACGUGAAACAUGCUCACAGUUUCCACCUCCUGACGGGCCAGUCUGGCGUGUGACUGGUUACUAAUAUCCCCAAGAGGCUGAGAGAGAGGUAGAGAAUGACUGUUAGCAGGUCCCCCAUCUUCCUCUCUUCCCUCCUCCUGUCCUCCCCUCAUCCCUCCCUCCUCCUCUGGAGUAUCCUGGCCGCUGCUGACCGGACUCUCCUGUCCCCCUGUCCCGCUCUCUCACAGCCUCAGUGCGGACGGACAGACGGACAGACGGACGCCGCUCGAGCCCAUGGAGUCCAAGCAGCUGCUGCGGAGGCUGUACGGCGUGGCGCGGAUCUGCGUGACGCUGGCCUUCGCCCUGCUGGUGCUGGGCGGCCUGAUCUACGCCUACGUGGCGGGGACCCGGCUGGCCAGCGCCCCCUACAGCGUGGUGUCCUUCGGGGUGUACGGGGUGCUCCUGGGGCUGCACAUCCUGGUGCAGAGCACCUUCGCCUUCGCCGAGCACCGCAGGAUGAGGCGCCGCAGCCUGGCCUGCAGCUACAGGAGGUCGGUGGCGCUGACCAUCUCCGCCUACCAGGAGGACCCCACCUACCUGCGCGAGUGCCUGCUGUCCGUGCGCAGCCUGUGCUACCCCCAAAGCAAGCUGCGGGUCAUCAUGGUGGUGGACGGCAACUCGCCGGAUGACCGCUACAUGAUGGACAUGUUCCAGGAGGUCUUCCGGGACAAGGACCCGGGCUGCUACGUGUGGCAGAACAACUACCACUCCUGGGACCCGCGAGCGGCCGCGGGCGGGGAGGGGGACCCCCAGCGGGAGGAGGUGGAGGCGCUGAUCCAGAGCCGGCCGUUCGUGUGCGUCAUGCAGAAGUGGGGCGGGAAGAGAGAGGUCAUGUACACGGCCUUCAAGGCGCUGGGCAGCUCGGUGGACUACGUCCAGGUAGCACUUACGCUCAUCUCCCCUCCAUCCGCGUGGCUUUGCGCUGGUCCACUUCCUCCUGACCCUUCCCCCUCGGCCCACAGGUACACCGCCCGGUCCCGGUGCUACACCGAGACGCCGGCCCAGUUCCUGCGCUGGCUGAACCAGCAGACCCGCUGGACCAAGUCCUACUUCCGCGAGUGGCUCUACAACGCCCUCUGGUGGCACAAGCACCACCUCUGGAUGACCUACGAGUCCAUCGUGGCCGGCGUCUUCCCCUUCUUCGUCACGGCGACCGUCAUCAAGCUGUUCUACUCGGGCAGCCUGUGGCACAUCCUCUGGGUCCUGAUCUGCAUCCAGGUCAUCGGGCUGGCCAAGUCGCUGUACGCCUGCCUGCUGCGCAAGAACGGCGUCAUGGUCUUCAUGUCUCUCUACGCCAUGCUCUACAUGACCAGCCUGCUGCCCGCCAAGUACUUCGCCAUCCUCACCAUGACCAAGAGCAGCUGGGGCACCUCCGGGAGGCGCAAGCUGGUGGGCAACUACAUGCCCCUGCUGCCGCUGUCCGUGUGGGGCGCCGCCCUGCUGGCCGGGCUGUGCUACACCAUCUACCGCGAGAGCCGCUGCGACUGGAGCUCGCAGCCCAAGCUCGCCGAGGUCCCGUUCCUGAUCUACGGCUCGGUCGCCUAUGUCUGCUACUGGGCCGCCAUGCUGCUGCUCUACUGGGUCUGGUUCCGGAGGUGCUGCCGGCGGAGGUCCAUGUCCUAUGACGUGACGGUGUAGGGGCGGCGCGUUCCGUUCCUGAGCCCACAAAUUUCUUCGGUCCGUCCUGUGCGUCGCUGUUUUAAACGGGGGGCGCGGGUUCAAUCCGCACCAUGUGACACUGCAGGUCUCUCCCUGAUUAAGGGGCGGGACUGAGCCCUGAUUGCUCCUCUCAGCGUAUCCAUGGGAACCUGCUGAGUGGGCGUGGUGUGGGCGGGGCAUGGACACUGUGGUCUCCCCAAGCCUCUAUGGGGGGGCGAUCUUUGGGGCUACAUGCGCCAGUGAAGCACAGAUAAAUCACUACAAAAACAGCCCCCCCCCAUCACAAUCGACCCCCCUUUUGUUCCACUCGGCAAGAAAACACUGAACCACAGGACAGGUCCACCGAGCAGGGAGAUCAAUUAAUAUAUUCAGAUAUUUAUAACAAUCUGUGUUGCAGAAAAUAUUGUUUACUGAUAUUUAUUUGUUAUUGUACUAGCAAUUCACUUCACAGAAGGAUUUACACAGAAGAAAUGCUGUUUCUCAUAGCACCAGCAAUUAAGAGAUUUACACAGAAGGAAAUGUUGUUCUUGUUGAAGGUGCAAUCGGUUUAUUGCUGGUGUGAAUACUGAAAGACAAUAGAGUUUGAUGGAAGUCACGUCAUACCUCGUUCAAAGAUUACUGAGCACUGAUUCUUCUCCACAAGGGGAACAUAGCAGAUCCCA
Molecule: messenger RNA, 2425 nt
Organism: Lepisosteus oculatus (spotted gar)
Lineage: Eukaryota; Metazoa; Chordata; Actinopteri; Semionotiformes; Lepisosteidae
Source: RefSeq, a predicted model, not a curated record